GAUCAGGUCAAGUUCAACCCGCGGCUGUUUGCCGAUGUUUUUUUUUUGUUGCGAUGAGGAACAACUCACUCACUCUCAGUCUCGUGAUUGCACCCAACCCGGACAGUUAAAUCUACAACGCAGUUUACUGCGGGGAUUGUUCUUACUUUUCAGUUUGGAAUUGUGGAAAGUCCAGCAGUCUACCCAGUUGAUUGGAGGAGUAUCGUUCAAGAUGACCUACCCGAAUAAGCUAAUCAGUCUCGUUCUGAUCGCGCUGAUCACGCUCGACUCAACUCAGGCCAAAGUGUUCCAGAAGUGUCCCCUGGCCAAGCUGCUGGAUAGCAAUCAGAUAUCGCGGACGCUGAUCUCCAACUGGAUCUGUCUGAUACAAGCUGAGAGUGGGGCGGACACUUCGAAGAAGACCUCGCUGGACAACCUCUCAGCCAGCUACGGAAUCUUUCAGAUCAACAGCAAGGAGUGGUGCCGCGUGGGAAGAAAAGGUGGGAAGUGCAAUAAAGAUUGUGAAGACUACCUCACGGACGAUAUCACCGAUGAUAUCGAGUGUGCCAAGCAGAUCUACCGCGAUCACGGAUUUUCGUACUGGAAGGGCUGGACGACCAAGUUGACAUCCACAACCAACCUGAACCGCACCUUCGCCACCCUGCUGUUGGUGGUCCUCGUUGCCGCCAACACCCUGUUCAGCGGCACCUCGGCCAAAGUCUUCACCAAGUGCGAACUGGCCAAGGAACUGGGCAAGAAUGGCAUCUCGCGCACCUUCUACGGCCACUGGAUCUGCCUGGCGAACGCCGAAAGUGGCCUCAACACGACCAAGGUCACAAAGCUGGCCAACAUGAGCGCCAGCUACGGCAUCUUCCAGAUCAACAGCAAGGAGUGGUGCCGGGAGGGCCGCAAGGGUGGCAAGUGCAACAUGAAGUGCGAGGAUUUCAUCAACGAUAACAUCACUGACGACAUUGAAUGCGUGAAGAAGAUCCAGAUGCAGUACGGUUUCAACGGGUGGAACUUGUGGCAGAAAAAGUGCAGGCAAAGAACUGCCCAACAUUUCCAAGUGUAAUGUUUAAGGGGGAAACCAAGUGCAAUAUAUUAGUCAAGUGAAACGUGCUCAAAAAGACACAAUUGUACAAUAUGUGAUAACGAUUUAUUCCUAAAAAUAAAACGCAUUUUAUUAG
Culex quinquefasciatus (southern house mosquito) is the source of this 1166-nucleotide messenger RNA. RefSeq lists its product as uncharacterized. The record is from RefSeq and is a predicted model, not a curated record. Lineage: Eukaryota; Metazoa; Arthropoda; Insecta; Diptera; Culicidae.